GAGCGCACUCAGCCAGCUGUCUCCCCAUUGGUCCGCCGCCACGUACUGCACGUUGACGCCGCACCCGGAAGUUGGCGGCUACCUGCUUUGUUAUGUUUUGGUCGGAGUUAAACUAGAGGCAGCGAGAGCGUGGUGAGAGCGGCACAGGACCUCUCGUUAAAUGGGGCGAGCUUUCCCGGGCAUGGAAGAUGAAGGACCCAUAGCUGACCAGUCUACAAUGCCGAGUUUUAUCAGCAGCUUCGAGGACGGGAGGGCCAAAUUGUCCCUCAAUCUGUCGAGUGAAACUUCCUUCUCCGAUGCCAAAGUUGAGCGAUCGGUGAUUGAUUUGACCGGCCGUGUCACCGUGUCGGACUCACAGUUAUCCUCCGUAGAGCUGGACGGGGGCACGGAGGAGCGCACAAGCGAGGAGGAGGAGAAGGAUGCGGAGGGUAACAACAACAACAACUGCAACAGCGGCGGACCGGGCGGGGAGAGGCGCAGGGCCAGCGCAGUGGAAAUAAUACUGAGGAGAAAUUUCGGAACCGUGUCUAAAUCCCCAUCACUUUGUCUAAAUGUUUGCACUCGGACGCCCUGUGAACCAGAGGAUGACAACCACCAAAGAAACACUACAACGAGCGGAGAUGGGACUGGGAAUGAGAAAAAGUCGAGUCAGGAAACGGGCGAACCGGUGGUUAAAAACGAACACACCCUGAGCGAUACAGGGGAUGUAAAAGGAGUUGGAUUUGUUACAACUGAGUGCCAAAAUGUUAGUGAUAAUGAUGGAAGCACAUUAAGUUCAGUCGAGUCUAUUAAUACCAAAGAACACGUGUAUUGCACUGUUUACUGCAUUGCCAACGAUAAAAACUUAAAAGAUUAUGAUUUACCAAACCACUCAAAUGAAACUCUGGCUUUUCCUGACAAUGAGGUGUAUUCUGUUGCUGAAAUGGAAAUGUACCCCAGUUCGAGCCCAGAGCCGGAUUUGUAUACUCUGGAAGACCUGGUGGAUCCAAUCGCAGACUUGUCCCACCGGCUUUCUAUGGAGCAGGCUGGUGCAGAGACUACGGCGCAGCUCUGCCGGGUGUGCCUGGAGUCGAAAACCAUCCUAUCCUUGCCCUGCUGUGGGAUGGCAGUGUGCGAAGAGUGCCUGAGACUCUACGUCAGCUCGCAGGUGCGAAUGGCCAAAGCCUUUGUGAGCUGCCCGAGCCCAGAGUGCAGUGGUUUCCUGGAGGAGGGGCUGUUGUUGUCCCUUCUGACCAGUGAGGAAGUAGCCCGGUAUCGAUACUUUCUGGAACUGAGUCAACUGGACUCUAGCACCAAACCCUGCCCCCAAUGCAACCACUUCACAUCGCUCAAGAAUAACACCCCCAACCGGUCCGAACACAAAUACAAGAUUCAGUGUGAGAGUUGCCAGUUCUUGUGGUGCUUCAAAUGCCACGCUCCUUGGCACAACGGUCUGAAGUGCCGUGAAUACAGGAAAGGAGACAAGCUCCUCCGAACAUGGGCCAGCGUCAUCGAGCACGGCCAGAGAAACGCGCAGAAAUGUCCGCAGUGCAAGAUCCAUAUUCAGCGGACAGAGGGAUGUGAUCACAUGACUUGUGCACAAUGUAACACAAACUUCUGUUACCGCUGUGGGGAGCGCUAUAGACAUUUACGAUUUUUCGGGGACCACACGUCUAACCUGAGUGUAUUUGGCUGCAAGUACCGCUAUCUUCCCGGUAAACCCCAUCUGAGGCGCUUUGUCAGGGGCUCUGUCUGCGCUUCUAAGAUACUGAUAGCACCAGUGGUCAUUGUGCUGGUGGUGGUGCUGGGAGCUCUUGCUCUCGUAAUAGGUUUGGUGGUGUUCCCCAUCUACUAUUUGUCCAAAAAGAAAAAAAAGCAGCACUCUCAGGGUUCUGGACGCUGGAUCUGAAACUUGUCUGGUCUCCUGGCUCCUCUCACAGACCAUGCCCCCACGCAACAAACCGCACCCCUCACAACAGACCACCCCCCCUUCACAACAGACCACACCCAGACACCUCAGGGAGCUUCCAUUCUGAGUCAUCUUGAACAUCUACAGCGUUCUUGGAAGGUACAGGGUGAAUACCGGCCUCUCAGGUAAAAACAGAGGCAGAUUAUAAUUACUACUACUGCACAAUUCAAGCCAAAGGGAAAGACUCUGCUAUCUCUAUACUAUACAAUGAACAUGAAUACCACAUUGCUGACAGUUUUCAACCAGAGAGAUCAUCCAAAUUACAAGCCAAACUCUGUAUCUGAUAUAACACAGGAUUUUAUUAGGACAUAAUGUACUAUAUUAAACUACAAUGAAUAUCAGAUCAGAAGAAGAAACUACCAGAACCUUGAACAUCACAUGCUUUAGUUGCCGUACAAAAGGAGCUAUUUGAAUAGUGUUUGCCCAAACGUUUAGAAGAACAAUGCAAUUUUUAUUUUGCGUCUUUCUUUUAAAAUCAUUUGUCGUUUAAAUUUAUACAAACUUAUUCAUCCUUUAACCCUGAGAUCCAGCCCAUGUUUAUCUGAAAUAAAAGAGCUACUGUGGCCAAUGCAAAACAUGUGGCCAGAUCGAUGUGUAACUAUACCAGUGUAGAUUUUAUAUUUGAGAAGGAUGGUGGUGCAAUUGUGGCUUUUGGAGUUGGCAGAACAAACAAAUCCCCACAAAAGACCUUUGUAAGGCACUGGUAAACGUUCUGUGCAAAUAUGUAAAAGAGCGGUACCUUAAAAUAAUUGUUACUGAUUUUAUUUUUGUUUUCAAGUAUUUCUACAGGGUCUAUUUUUAACUGUAACAGCAGAUUAAAAUAGAUCUGUUGAUGGAAAAAUUAUUUUGCAUAAUGUAUACAUGUCAAGCAACUAAGAGCGCUGUGGCUUUUGCAGUGAAAAGAAAAAGUUUAGUUUAGUGCCAGUAGUUUGUAACUCAUUUACAGUAGUGAGUAGAGCAUCAGUCUGCAGCAGUAAGCCGCAGAUUUCUUGGAGCAUUAAGGGUCUUGAAAGGUCUGUCUGGCUGCAGUCCACCUGCUGUCCACCAUUAUCCUCUGACCUCUCUCUGCUGCGUGGCUUCUCUGUCUCUUCCUCUCUGUGCCUUGGCCUCUGCUUCAGUGUGAGUGCUUCAGGACUGGUUCACUGAUGACCUCCUUAGAGAGCAGGGGAACACAGGGCUCAGCUCAGAGGCACAUCAGCUGCUGGAACCACUGCUGCCACUGUCAUGUACUGAGAGCUUGGACCUCCACCAAACACAAGAAUGUGCAUCUCCGUACAUUAUGUUUUGCAGUGACAUUAAAGACAACAAUAGUGAUCUUUGGACUGCUUCAAUAACAAUGCACUUACUUUUUUUCCUGAAUCUAAUGAGGAAGUACCAAGUUCAAACCAGAACUACAGAAAUGGAGGAACAAGCAGUUACUGCAUGCAUAUUGCAUAUUGCACUUUGCAGUGCCAUUAGUUUGCUUUACAAAAAACAGACAUUUUACCAUGAGCUGGAACACCCAGCGCUCUGCAGAGUCUGUGCUGUGUGAGACGAAAUGACUCGGGGAUCGAAUACUCUCAGGGAGUUAGUGUUCUCUCUCCACAAAGCUCUCCAUCUGCAUCAUUGUGCUGCAAACAUGCAGUUUUUAAAUGUUUCCCUGUGCUUUUGCCAGAGUUGUGUAAUAGCCAGCCCAGGAAGUAAAACUCAGAAUCACUGCAGUGUCAAAAAUAAGUUUAGUCAACAUUUUGUGUGUGCUUAUCUCUGCCUAAAAUUACUGAUCAGGCCAAAAUGGGUAAAUAUGUUAUAGUUCCACUCAAUAUGGUUGCGUGGUUUUAUGGAACUUGAACAUUUUAAGUAUGUUGCUGACCAUGUUAUGACAUGGUGCACUACAGGGUCAUGUUUAGCACCACUUUAUCGGGAUCAUAAGUACCAUUACACAAAUGUGAUUUAUAAUUUUAUUGUGUCUAUAACCCCAGCCAGGUCAACAUAAGAUGCUGCUGUUAUGCAACCACACAGAAUGCCUAAGAAGCUGAUCCAAACAUCUAAUUUUUAUGUUACUUCCUUUUGUGAAUGUAUUACAAAAGCACAGAAAAAUGUAGUGCUUAAUGCUUUGUACAUGGUUAAAAUAAAUAAUUAGUCAUCUACAGUCACUGACUAAAUGACAUACUGUAUACCGGUAAGUUACUGGUGUGUUACUGAUGAAUAAUGUCUCUCAACCCUCAGAUAAUAAUUAUUUACUGAUAAAUUUAAAUGUCUACAUUUGCCAGGCACUAUUUUUAUUUAACAAUGUAUGAAAAUAAAAUAUACUAAUGUCAAAAACUUAA
Periophthalmus magnuspinnatus is the source of this 4254-nucleotide messenger RNA. It is a transcript of the gene rnf217, whose product is annotated as ring finger protein 217. The record is from RefSeq and is a predicted model, not a curated record. NCBI's taxonomy places the organism in Eukaryota, Metazoa, Chordata, Actinopteri, Gobiiformes, Gobiidae. Gene Ontology annotation, molecular function: ubiquitin conjugating enzyme binding; zinc ion binding; ubiquitin protein ligase activity. Gene Ontology annotation, biological process: protein polyubiquitination; ubiquitin-dependent protein catabolic process; positive regulation of proteasomal ubiquitin-dependent protein catabolic process. The transcript is spliced from 7 exons. Gene Ontology annotation, cellular component: ubiquitin ligase complex; cytoplasm. Bases 161 to 1888 code for a protein of 575 amino acids.